This is a messenger RNA of Dreissena polymorpha, 3242 nucleotides long. RefSeq lists its product as uncharacterized. NCBI's taxonomy places the organism in Eukaryota, Metazoa, Mollusca, Bivalvia, Myida, Dreissenidae. Bases 20 to 559 code for a protein of 179 amino acids. The transcript has 6 exons. The record is from RefSeq and is a predicted model, not a curated record.
ACUCUCAAAGGUUGCCCUGAUGUUGUAUGCUGUUGAAAAUGGUAAAGUCAAUGAGUGGAAGGGAAGGCAGAUGAAGGACAUAGUAGUAGAAGAUUUACCUCUUCCAAUUGAAGACGAAGAUGGCCAUCAAGAAGAGUCCAUGUCAACUGCUGACAGUGAAGAGCCAGGCAGUCUGACCCAUGAUAGGAGGGAGCCAAGUGAAGAGCCAGCCAGUCUGACCCAUGAUAGGAGGGAGCCAAGUGAAGAGCCAGCCAGUCUGACCCAUGAGUCCAUGUCAACUGCUGCCAGUGAAGGGCCAGCCAGUCUGACCCAUGAUGAAAUGAGGCAGCCAAAUCCUCAAGGGACAGGGACAAGAAAAGGAAUGAAACGAAAGUGGGCCAGCGAAGAGAACAUAUGUUUCAUGAACUUUUUUAGAGAUGAAUUAAGAGAAAAAAUAAUGCCAUCUGGCUCAAAAAUAAUGGGGUCCCUAAAAAUACUUACCGGAAGAACAGUGGCCCAGAUAAGGGCAAGGGUCCAUAACAUUAUUAUGAAAAAACAAAAAUGGAAAAAGAAUUGUUGAACUGUGGAAUAUGUUUAUGCCCCUGGUAGGGUGGCAUAUAGCAGUUGAACUGUCCGUCAGUCAGUCAGUCUGUCCAUCUGGCCGAAAACUUAUAUGGCCAUAACUUUUUCAAUAUUGAACAUAGCAACUUGAUAUUUAUACCCCUAUUACAAUUGGUAAUGGGGGCUAUAUAGGAGUCACGUUUGUCGGUCUGUCCCGAUAUUUCAUCCGAUCUUCACCAAACUUGGUCAGUAGUUGUAUGUAGAUAAUGUCUAGGUCAGUUUGAAUAUGGGUCAUGCCAGGUCAAAAACUAGGUCAUGGGGUCACUUAGUAUGUUUUAAACUGUAAGUUUGUACGGACCAUAGCUAUGUCAUUUAUUGUUACAUUUUUAAAUGACUCGGUACAUUUGUUCACCAUCAUGGAACGGUGUGUCGCGUUAAAAAAAAUUACGUCAAUAUCUCAAAGGUCAAGGUCACACUUGGGAGUUCAAAGGUCAAAUGCUUGUCCGGGCCAUAGCUUUGUUUUUUAUUGUGAGAUUUUAAAAUCAUUUGGCACAUUUGUUCACCAUCAUUGAACAGUGUGUCGGGCGAAAGAAUUACGUCGAUAUUUCCAAGAACAAGGGCACAAUUUGAGUUUAAAGGUAAAAAAUGGCCAUAAUUGAGCUUGUCUGGGCAAUAACUAUGUUGUUUAUUGUGCGAUUUUAAAAUCGUUGGCUCUUUUGUUCACCAUCAUUUGACGGUGUGUCGCGCGAAAGAAUUAUGUCGAUAUCUCCAAGGUCAAGUUCGUAGUUUUAGUUCAAAGGUCAAAAAUGGCAAUAAAUUAUCUUGUCUGGGCCAUAAAUAUGUCAUUCAUUGUAAGAUUUUAAAAUGACUGUACAUCAAUUUUGUUCAAAGUCAUUGGAAGGCUUGUCAUGUGAAAGAAUUCAAGAGUUCAAAGGUCAAAAUGGCUAUAAAUGAUAAUGGCAUAAUGAUUCUUAAAAAAUCGCCAUAAAUUGUAUUAUCUUGUUUUGUGAAGACAGCAUACAAAAUAAUCAAUCAAUCAAUGCGGUAUGUGGGGGUAACAGACAAAGCUCCAGUUGGCAUGCAUGUGCAUCUUGUGAAGCUGCACAUAUUGAGUGGUGAAAAGUGAAGGUCAAGGUAAUUCUUCAAGGUUAAAUGUUAAAUAUAUUGCUUUUGUCCGUCCGUCUGAAAACUUUAAAAUUGUGCCAUAACUUUUGAGCUCACCUGAGUGCAACAUGCUCAUGGUGAGCUUUUGUGAUUGCCUUUUGUGCGUUGUAUGUCGUCAACAUUUUGCCUUGUGAACACUCUAGAUUCCACAUUUAUUGUCUGAUCUUCAUGAAAUUUUGCAGAACAUUUGUCACAUUGAUACCUCGACUGAGUUCGAAACUGGGUCAUGCUGGGUCAAAAAUUAGGUCACUAGGUAAAAAAAACAACAAAAAAACUUGUGAACACUGUACAAGUCCAAUCUUCAUGUAACUUUGUCAAAAUGUUUGUCUAAAUGAUAUUUUGGUUGAGUUAAAAAUUGGUUCCGGUCCGUUGAAAAACAUGGCCGCCAGGGGCGGGGCAGUAAAAAAAUUUCCUUAUAUGGCUAUAGAGAAACCUUGUGAACACUUUAGAAGUCAAAAUGUUUGCCUUAUCAUCAUGAAACUUAAUCAAAACAUUGGUUUUAUUUAUAUUUUGGACGAGUUCGAAAAUGGUCCAGAUCAGUGAAAAAACAUGGCCGCCAAGGGGCGGGGGAGUUUUUCUUAUAUGUCUUUAGUUAAACAUUGCUAACACUCUAGAGGCCACAUUUAUUGUCCAUUCUUCAUGAAAUUUGGUCAGAAGUUUGGUCUCAAUGAUAUCUUAGACGAGCUGAAAAUGGUUACGUUUGCUUGAAAAACAUGGCUGCCAAAGGGCGGGGCAUUUUUCCUUAUAUGGCUAUAGUAAAACGUUGUGAACACUCUAGAGGCCACAUUUAUUGUCCAAUCUUCAUGAAAUUUGGUCAGAAUAUUUGUCUCAUUAAUAUCUUGGAUGGGUUUGAAAAUUAUUAUGUUUGCUUGAAAAACAUGGCUGCCAUGGGGCGGGGCAUUUUUCCUUAUAAAAAUGGCUAUUGUAAAAUCUUGUUAACACUCUUGAGGCCACAUUUAUUUUCCGAUCUUCAUGAAACUUGGUCAGAAUAUUCAUCCCAAAAAAUAUCGUGGACAAGUUAAAAAAUGAUGCUGGUUGGUUGAAAAACAUGUCCGCCAGGGGGUGGGGCAUUUUACCUUAUAUGGCUAUAGUAAAACUUUGUUAACACUCUAGAGGCCACAUUUAUUUUCUUAUCUUCAUGAAACUUGGUCAGAAGAUUUGUCCUAAUGAUAUCUUGGAUUAGUUCAAAAAUAGUUUUGUUUGCUUAAAAAACAUGGCCACCAGGGGGCGGGGCAUUUUUCCUAAUAUGGUUAUGUAUCAUGCUUUACUAAAACAUUGUUAACACUCUGUAGGCCACAUUUAUUUUCCGAUUAUUAUGAAACUUGGUCAGAUGAUUUGUCCUAAUGAUAUCUUGGAUGAGUUCAAAAAUGGUUCUAGUUGGUGGAAAAACAUGGCCGCUAAGGGGGCGUGUCAUUUUUCCUUAUAUGGCUAAAGUAAAACCCUGUUAAAACUCUAGAAGCCAUAUUUAUUGUACGAUCAUCAUGACACUUUGUCAGAAGAUUUGUCCCAAUGAUAUUUGGACAAGUUUGAAAUUGGUU